This is a messenger RNA of Pyrus x bretschneideri (Chinese white pear), 1531 nucleotides long. RefSeq names its product peroxisome biogenesis protein 16-like. The record is from RefSeq and is a predicted model, not a curated record. Gene Ontology annotation, cellular component: peroxisomal membrane. Gene Ontology annotation, biological process: peroxisome organization. The coding region runs from base 163 to 1179 and encodes 338 amino acids. Lineage: Eukaryota; Viridiplantae; Streptophyta; Magnoliopsida; Rosales; Rosaceae. The transcript has 7 exons.
UCUUUUUACUACAAAUAUUCUAAAAAUCCACGUGUCAACGAUCCAUCACUCUGUAAGUGAACUUUGCAACUUCACAUCAGCAUCUCGGCGGCGCCUGAGGAAGUCCACAGCCAAAUUACGGCUUUCUCACUUUACCUCUCCGGUGUUCUGGGUCGUUUCCAAAUGGGGAAGUUUUGGGGUGUAUUGUGGGAUGCUAUGGAGGCUUACAAGAAAUGGGUUAGGGACAACCAAGACUUUGUCCACUCAUUGGAGUCCCUGGCCAAUGAAUUCACGUGGCUUCUACCUGGACGGUUUUCUGAAUCGGAGAUAGGACCAGAAGCAGUAACUACUCUCCUGGGAAUAAUAACCGCUAUCAAUGAACAUAUAAUCAACAUAGAACCUCCUUCAGUGCAUGAUGGCGCUGCCGAGGGUUAUUCUUUUCCGUAUGCAUUGUGUAUAUCUGCACUAAGGUAUUUGGAAACGUUGGUUGAAGUAGUAGCUCAAGAGUAUCUUGGUGAUGAGAAGAAAUGGAAUUUCAUUGCUGUUAUGGAGGCUAUGAAUGCGCUGGCUAGGUUAGCUUUGUUCCGGAACAGUGGAUAUAAGAUGCUUCUGCAUGGAGGAGAGACACUAAAUGAUGAAACCGAUUUGGAAGCUUCAACUCCUCAAAGUAAAAUUGGCGGAUUUAUGAGGCCUGGAGAGCAGCUUGGGCCUGGUUACUUAAGCAAUAAUAAUCAUCGACAGGGCGCAUUGAAUUCAGAAGGAAGAGCAUUAUCUGCAUUGAGUGGGUUUGGAGAAAAUCCUAGGAUGGUUUCAGAACCAGUGUGGUUGCAAAGGGUUCAACACCAGCACACGAUUAUGGAGCCUCCAACUCCAGUGGUUGAGAGGUUAACCCUGUCCACAUUAUGGUCUGAAAAAGAUCUUCAUGGGGCGUUUUACGUUUUUGGGGAAGUGCUAUUUAUAACAAGGCCACUGAUCUAUGUUUUAUUUAUUCGAAAAUGUGGAAUUCGCUCAUGGAUUCCUUGGCUUCUUUCUCUGGCUAUGGACUUCACUGGGAUGCGCAUUCUUACCCGAAUUACUUCAUCCAGGGGUGGUACAAAAGCGCCACAGUUUCUUCUCUCUGUCUCUGAAAAGGAUGAGGUUAGAAGACGAAAGCUGUUAUGGGCACUUUACGCGAUGAGAGAUCCAUUUUAUACCAGGUAAGAUUCAUAAGUAGCCAAGAAGAAAGCAAAAGUGGAGCAAAAACCUCAAGCUUCUUCUCUAACAAGUACAGUUUCUUUAGUCAGCGUUUGUAAGAAGGGUCGUUGGGUUGUCGUCAUUUGGAGCCCAUCAGUGGUGCCAUGAUUGGACGCUUGCAGUUAACUUUGAGUCAUCUCGCUUACAAGUGGAAAAAAAUAUUAUUAGACUGAUACACUAGUAGCAUAUUUAACCGUGCGGUUAUAGGCGUUUGCAUAGUUUUACAUGGAACUCUCUCUUCUUUUUUAUAAUCUCCUCACAUUUAUUAAUCCGAUUUUCAUCCUUCCAAUUCCAUAUUGAAUACCACCUUAAUGAAUAC